CAUAAACCCUACAAAUUGCAGGCCAGGUACGGCCAAGUUCAGAAAAGCUUACACGCUUUUAUCUUUAAAUUUUCCACAUUGCCACUCUUCUACAUCAUCCUUUUCUUCUUCUCCCUAGGUUCACUAAAAAGAAAAUGGCUUCAAAGUUAGAGGUAUCGAUGAGCAAGGGGUGGCCAAGAUGGCUGAGCAUCAAAGGGAAUUCCGAGUUGAUCAACUUAACUAUUCGCUGCUCAUAAUAUAUAAGCGAUGAAACAGCCAAGCAGGGUUUUCCGACUGAUCCUGCACUAAUCAUUCAGUCGGUUCGGGCUAGAUCUACCGCCCUUACGAGUGAAGCCGGGGAGUUCUGGUCAAAGUUCGAAGAUAGUCUCGUUGAGUUCGUCUUCUCUUCGAAGUUCAUCGAAGUCACUGGAUCGGACUUCAACGUAACGGAUAAUUUGUGCCGGGCCAUCUUUCGAGGCCAACAAGUUCGAGCCGAAGUCGAAGCGGGAACCCCGGAGUAUGAAGAAGGACGAGCCGCACUGAUUGCGCUGAAGCGGCCGAGCUCGCCCGAAGAUAUUACGCUAAGCCGACAGGAAGUCAUCAACCACGCCAAAGCUCUCAAUUAUGCCAUUAAUCACGUUGUAAUGGGCAGUGAACCAAUCACAGAGAGCCUUCUUCGAGAAAUCCACGGCAUAUUGUGUGCUGGGAAAGUUUUACCGGAGGAGGCAGGGCAGCCUGGGGUGUACAGAACCUGGGAGAUCGCAGCACGACACGGCAACGACAUGAAGAAAAAAUCCAUCUUCAUACGCUCUUCUGCCGUCCCCCGAUACAUGGCUGAGAUGGUAGAAGAUCUACAGAAAGACAUGUUUACUGUAGAGGAGAGCAAGGCCGUCGACCCCUUCGAUCUUGCAAGCAGAUAUUGUUACCGGCUAGUCUGUAUCCACCCCUUCGGCGAUGGGAAUGGAAGGAUGUGCCGGAUUUUACUCAACGUCAUUCUCCUAAAAUACGCCGGGUUCGUUAGCACAUUUGGCGGCACCGAGGCCGAGCGGCAAGAAUAUCUAGAUUUGGCACAGCGAUCAAAUAAGAAAUUCCACAAAGAUAUGGGAAGCUCCUGAGGAGGAUAAGAAAGGUCAUCGUGAACUAGCGAAGUUCAUAGUUGCGAAGUCUAAGCAUGCAUUUGAUAAUUUGUGGGGAUGGGCCGCCCGAUAAAAAGGGGGAUCGCUAUAGAUUUUUUGGGUCUUCAUGGGCUUUACAGGAUAAUAUUAGUUACUAGUUCGGCUUGGUUAAGUUUAGUUAGAU
Molecule: messenger RNA, 1278 nt
Organism: Daldinia caldariorum
Lineage: Eukaryota; Fungi; Ascomycota; Sordariomycetes; Xylariales; Hypoxylaceae
Product: fido domain-containing protein
Exons: 1
Coding region: 624-1094 (156 amino acids)
Source: RefSeq, a predicted model, not a curated record